AACGACUUCCACAACAUCGGCCAGCUGGGCGCGGCGGCGGUCGCGUUUCUGACCGAUCUGGCCUUGGACGGGUUCGACACGGCGAACAGCAGGAUGACGGUGGCGGCGCUCAGGUCGGCGGCGAUGGCGGUGGCGGGGUGGAUGACAUGGAUGAACCCGCCCAGUAUGGCCGCCUUCGUGGCGCUGGUCCUCCGCGCGUGCCCGAGGCAGUCGGAGGCUCAUCGGCCGCGCGCGGGUUCGCUGGCGCCGCCGAUCGCGGGCUCGGGUUUCAACGCUUGGGGCCUCAUCGUGAACGACGCGAGGUCGGGCCGUCCUGGCAUUGCGGGGGCGCCCGACGAGCUGGUGCUCGUCGACGCCCCCGAGCUCUGGCCCGCGCUGCACGCGCCGACGCUCAACGCCCCCGCGGACGCGAGUCUCUGGAACUUCAGGCCCGCCGGCGCGGGCACGAAGUUCGCCCUGGCGCUGCGGGAGCUGGGG
Messenger RNA from Prorocentrum cordatum, 477 nucleotides. Lineage: Eukaryota; Dinophyceae; Prorocentrales; Prorocentraceae. The record is from the annotation of a GenBank genome assembly.